AUGCAACUCAUUUUUAGCUUUCUCAUAUUUCCUAUAUUCCUCAUUGGAUAUACUUAUUCAAUCAGUUUUACCUUACCAGUUAGCACAAGAAAAUGUUUAAAAGAAGAAGUUCACAAGGAUACUAUGGUUACGGGUGAUUAUGAUAUAACUUCACUACCCGGUUUAUCAACUCAUCUCGAAGUAAAAGAUACUAAAGGUCAUAUCCUUUAUAAUAAAGAAGAUGCAACGAAAGGAAGAUUUGCAUUUACAACCGAAGAUUUUGAUAUAUUUGAUAUAUGUGUUGAAACAAAAUUACCUCAUGGUCAACAAAAACAUCAUUUGUCACCUCAACAUUCAACUAAAGAAGUAACAAUAAAAAUAAAACAUGGUGUAGAAACUAAAGAUUAUGAAGCAUUAGCAAAAGCUAAUAAUCUUAAACCAUUAGAAGUUGAAUUAAAUCGUUUAGAAGAUUUAACAACUUCAAUUGUAUCAGAUUUUGCUUAUAUGAAACAACGUGAAGAAGAAAUGCGUACUACAAAUGAAUCAACAAAUAACAAAGUUCUUUACUUUUCCAUUUUUUCAAUGUGUUGUUUAAUGAGUUUAGCUUUGUGGCAAGUACUCUAUUUACUUCAUUGUAGGAUGCGUUCUAUUUUACUACUAACUUUUUUCUUCUUAUUAACAUGGGCUGUCGAUGAUUUUUCAACAGCUGAUGAUGAUAAUGCUAUACUAUCAGGUCCAAAUAUCGUUGUUGAUUUAAGUAAAGAUAAUUUUACACAAUAUAUUCAACAAAAUCCAGUAGUACUUGUUGAAUUCUAUGCACCAUGGUGUGGUCAUUGUAAACAACUUGCACCAUUUUAUGAACAAGCUGCACGUUUAAUGAAAGAUGAAGAAAAUCCUGUUGCUUUUGCUAAAAUUGAUGCUACAAUUGAACAAUCAUUAGCAAUGGAAUAUUCAAUUGAAGGUUAUCCAACAUUGAAAAUCUUUCAUAAAAAUAGUCAAAAACCAGUUGAUUAUGAUGGUCCUCGACAACCAGCUUCAGCUAUUGCUGAUUUUAUGAAAACAUUUGCUGAUCCAACUUGGACACCACCACCAUCAGAUGUUAUUGAAUUAACACAAGAAAACUUUGAAAAAUUUACAACUGAUGAAGAAUUAACAUUAGUUGAAUUUUAUGCGCCAUGGUGUGGUCAUUGUAAAAGACUUGAACCAAAAUUUGAAAAAGCAGCAACAUUAUUAAAAAAAGAUACUAACAUUCGUUUAGCUAAAGUUGAUAGUACUGUUGAAACCGAAUUAGCUACUUCACAUAAUAUCACUGGAUAUCCAACUUUAUUUGUUUAUCGUAAAGGUGGUAAACGAAUUCGUUAUGAUGGUGAACAAACUGAACAUGGAAUUGUUUCAACAAUGAAAGAACUUUUAUCAUUACCAAGUCGUGAAAUACGAAAUAUGAAUGAUUAUAAAAAUUUAUUUAGAAAAAAUGAUCAACCUGUUAUUAUUGGUGUAUUUCAAAAUGAUCAAGAUCAUUUAUAUCAAUUAUUUAUUGAUUAUGCAUAUACAAAACGAAAAGUUUUUCAAUUUGGACAUACAUUUGAAAAAUUCUCAGUUUUUGAUGAUGUACAAAGUCCAGCAAUUGUUCUUCAACAUCAUUCCGAUGUUCGAUCAAAAUAUGAAAAAGAAAAAUUUAUUUUCAAUAAACAUAAUGCGAAUGAAAAUGAUUUUGAAUUAUUUAUUGAACAAUAUCAAAUACCAUUAGUAGGAAUCUUAACAGAAGAAAAUCAACGAAAUAUUUAUUUAUCACGACGUCCAAUAUGUGUUGUUAUGUAUGAUUUAGAUUUUUCAUUUGAACAUCGUGAACGAACACAAUAUUGGAGAAAUAAAAUUCUUAAUGUUGCAAAUAAUUAUAAAGAUAAAUAUACAUUUGCUGUAGCUGAUGAAGAAAAAAUGUCAGGAUUAUUAAAAGAAUUUGCUCUUGAAGAAUCUGCUGAAGAUGUAAAUGUUGGUUGUUUUGAUAAAAAUGGUUUAAAAUAUCGUAUGGAUGAUGAUGAUGAAUUUACAUCGGAGUCAUUUGAAGAAUUUGUUAGUAAAUUAAUUAAAGGAAAAGUGAAACCAUAUUUUAAAUCUCAACCAAUUCCAAAACAAUCGGUUACAAAUGGAAUACAUACAGUUGUAGCAAAAAAUUUUGAAAAAAUUGUUAAAGAUAAAACAAAAAAUGCGGUAGUCUUUUUUUAUGCACCAUGGUGUGGUCAUUGUACAAAUUUUAAACCGACAUAUAUGAAACUUGCUCAACGAUAUACUAGUCAAUCAAAUCUCAUUUUAACUCAAAUUGAUGCUUCAGCAAAUGAUAUUCCAUCAGGUUUUGAAGUAACUGGUUUUCCGACAAUUUAUUUUGUUCCAAUGAAUAAUCAACCAGUGAAAUAUGAAGGAAAUCGAGAUAUAAAUGAUUUAGUUAAUUUUAUUGAUAAAAAUCUUCAAUCAAAAAGUGAACUUUAA
Adineta steineri is the source of this 2463-nucleotide messenger RNA. Lineage: Eukaryota; Metazoa; Rotifera; Eurotatoria; Adinetida; Adinetidae. The record is from the annotation of a GenBank genome assembly.